CUCACCGAGAAGCGCUUGUUACUCACUGCCACACAUUCUGGCGGGGCGGUGCUCGGAGGCUGACGCGUGCACCGCUCGCUCGGGACGUUUCGGGUCAGUGUUUGUAAUAACAAGCGACAACAAGUGCUAAAGGAACAGUGCUACUACAGUCCCGAGUCAGUUAAAACAGUCAUGAUUUUCCUGGAGCCGACGGGCGUACGGAUGCUUCACAGGAACGUGCUGCAGGCUACGUGGCUGUGUUGUCUCGUGGCCGCUCGGGUGCACUCUUGUCCCAGCAGCUGCAGUCAGUGUUCAGGCCCAGAAAAGAACCAGUGUGAGGAAUGCAGAGCAGGAUGGAUCCUCCACACUAACACCUGCGUAGACGUUGAUGAGUGUGGAACCGAGCUGGGGACGUGUUCUCCCAACAGCUACUGCUUCAACACAGAGGGGUCCUUUGAGUGCAGAGACUGCGAUUCAGCCUGUGUGGGCUGUAUGGGCAGUGGACCAGCACGCUGCAGAAGAUGCGUGUCUGGGUACAGACUGACAGGCUCCAAGUGUUUGGAUAUUGAUGAAUGCAGUGACCGGGUACUCGCCUGCCACGGUCUGGAUGAGAUCUGCGUCAACACGGACGGCUCUUUCCGCUGCGACUGUGCUCACGGAUUACUCCGCAAGGACGGUGUUUGUGUGAAGAAGCGACUUUCCAGCGUCCAGGAGAAAGGUCUGUUUGAGGACAUCCAAGACGACGAGAUGGAGGUGCUGCAGCAGAUGUUCUUCGGGGUUGUGCUUUGCGCUCUGGCCACGCUGGCUGCUAACGGAGACUUGGUCUACACGUCUGUUUUCAUGGGAGCAAUGGCAGCCAUGGCAGGCUACUGGUUUUCUGACCGGGGAGACCGUUUGUUAUACGGUUUCUUUAAAGGACACUGAAAGGACACGUAAGAUCUUCCUCAUAUUUGGUGUGAUAUGGCAGUUGCUUGUUUGAAAACUGUCUUGAUAGGUUCUAUGAAAGUAUUUUUGGAGGAUCUCAUGGAACGUAUCAGACGACGAGGGUGCAUCAUGUGGAGCUGAGCUUCAAUGGUUGCAAUGUAACAAGACAUUUGUUCCUUGUUUGACAAGAAAAUCACAACGAGGGACAGAAAGAAAGUCACCUUUAUUUGGAUAUAAACAAGCUGGCCAACACUCAAUAGUAAUAUUCUGAUACAUCACAUACAAUAGCAAACUGGCACUGAGGACAGCCUCCUAUGUUUUUAAAAAACAGGAAACAUUACAGAGUAUCCAUGCGUCAAACAAAUCUUUUACUCAGUCUCACUUUUUGUUUUUUUGUUUUUUUCAUCUAGGGACUGCCUCUGAUAAACGUCUUCUUUUUGAGUAGAUUCUCUCUCUUUCGUGUGCAUUCACAACACAGUCACCCCCCGGAAAACAAAGCACACGCACACCCGCACACGCACACACACACAGACGCACACCCACACACGCGUGUAUCUCUUCUGGAAAACAUGCUGCACUCUCACAAAACUGCACAGGCUGUCUACUAAGGGGACACAGUAAGUGAGACAGACGCACGUCACUCUCAAA
Messenger RNA from Solea senegalensis (Senegalese sole), 1551 nucleotides. It is a transcript of the gene creld1a, whose product is annotated as protein disulfide isomerase Creld1. Gene Ontology annotation, molecular function: calcium ion binding. The coding region runs from base 172 to 903 and encodes 243 amino acids. NCBI's taxonomy places the organism in Eukaryota, Metazoa, Chordata, Actinopteri, Pleuronectiformes, Soleidae. The transcript is spliced from 6 exons. The record is from RefSeq and is a predicted model, not a curated record.